GUCACGUGGGACGAGUCAGCCGAGCGGGGCGGGGCCGGGCGCGGGAUAAAUAGGCGCCGGGGCGGGCUCCGUGCGGCGGCGGCGGCGGCGGCGGCUCCGGAGUCCGUGCGUUUUCGUCCUCGGCGGCUGCAGGCCCAGGCUCUGGCGGCUGGACGCGGUGAAUCCAGGAUUUAAUGUGCAAAAUGUGGCAGCUCCUGGCCACCCUCUGCUGCCUGGUGGUGCUCACCAGUGCCUGGAACAGACCGCAUUUCGAACCCCUGUCGGAGGAGCUAGUCAACUAUGUUAACAAACAGAACACUACGUGGCAGGCUGGGCACAAUUUCCGCAAUGUGGAGAUGAGCUAUGUGAAGAGGCUGUGUGGCACCAUCCUGAAGGGACCCAAGCUGCCCCAGAGAGUUGAGAUUGCUGAGGAAAUGAAUCUGCCUGAAAACUUUGAUGCCCGGGAACAGUGGCCAAACUGUCCGACCAUCAGGGAGAUCAGAGACCAGGGUUCCUGUGGCUCUUGUUGGGCGUUUGGGGCCGUGGAAGCCAUCUCUGAUCGGGUCUGCAUUCACACCAAUGGGAAUGUCAACGUGGAGGUGUCUGCAGAGGACAUGCUCAGCUGCUGCGGCCUGGCGUGUGGGAAUGGCUGUAAUGGGGGCUUUCCUGCUGCAGCUUGGAACUUCUGGACCAAGAAGGGCCUGGUUUCCGGUGGCCUCUAUGACUCCCAUGUAGGCUGCAGACCCUACUCCAUCCCUCCCUGUGAACACCACGUCAAUGGCUCCCGGCCCCCAUGCAAGGGAGAGGGAGAGACCCCCAAGUGCAGCAAGACCUGUGAGCCCGGCUAUGGCACGUCCUACAAAGAAGACAAGCACUACGGAUACAGUUCCUACAGCAUCCCUACUAGUGAGGAGGAGAUCAAGGCUGAGAUCUAUAAAAAUGGCCCAGUAGAGGGAGCCUUCACUGUGUAUGAAGACUUCCUGGCAUACAAGUCUGGAGUGUACCAGCAUGUAACUGGAUACAUGGUGGGAGGCCACGCCAUCCGCGUCCUGGGCUGGGGAGAGGAGAACGGCACCCCCUACUGGCUGGCUGCCAACUCCUGGAACACUGACUGGGGUGACAAUGGUUUCUUUAAAAUCCUCAGAGGACAGGAUCACUGUGGAAUUGAAUCAGACAUUGUGGCUGGAAUCCCACGCACCGAUCAGUACUGGAAAAAGAUCUAAUCUGUGGACCUGUCCAUCCAGCCCUGGGGGAGUUUUUCCCUAAAUAUAGCCAGUGGGGCUGGGGGUGGGAGGGGGUAGGGAUGUCUUUUGAGUUCAGAUAAGAUAUAAGAGGUUUUAGACAGUGGCCGGUGUGCUUCAGGGCCUGAAGGACUGGGUUGAGCCAAACCUGCUAUCUACCAUCAGAGCUGCUCUCUUCUGGAGGGGACAGCUGUCCUUCAGGAGACAACUCCAGGUCCCGGCUGCCUCCUAGCCUGCUCAGUGGUCUGAUGCUCACAACGCAAAGACCGCGUAAGCCACUGCUGAGAGCAAAGUGAGCCUUCUCCCCGUAGACUAGUACUGUAUGUAGUGCCUGCCGCUCCAGCUCCUGCUGCACUCCCUCCCCAGCUCCCCCAUCUGUGCGUCUCCAGGGAGCAAGACAGUGAAGACCUAAAGGGUUUGACUCGAGGUUCUCCAGAGGAAUGGAAAGCGGUAUUCCUAACAAGACUUAAAUUUCCAUAUGUAAACAGCACCUCUAAGCAAAGUAGCUUUCUAGAUUCAGAGUAGGAGAGAGGAGAGAUGGUGGGGGCAGCCCUCUGAAGAAAGUGACAUUCUCCCAGGGCCCCUAUAUCCAUUGAGCUUUCAAGUGUUGCAAGCCCUCUCGUCUUUUCUGUGGCAUGAUGCUUUUUUAGUCAACAUUUUAUUUUUAAUGCACCUCCGCUGAUCAUGUGAAUGAAUGGUUCUAAGUUGGAAGAGCUGUGCUGGUUUAUAUUUUCUCAGUGAUGUGGCUUAUAACAAAACUGGGUGGUCACAAUUUGACUGGCCUGUGGACCUCUGAUACCACAGUACAACUAGACUGGGAGAAAACAGCUUUUACUUUUUUUUUUUUUUAAAUCACUCCUUUACCCUAUCAAUUUAAAAAAGAAAGAACGAACUGUGCCAAUAAGUUUCUCCUUCAGUUUGAAGUCUGCUUUGUUGGGAUCUGAAAAAUAAUUUGUCACUGCCUGUAGACUUGCAGCUGUUGUCUGUCCUUAUCUUCCAGAAGGAAGCAGGUGCUCAUGGGUCCCAGGUGCCUGCAGUUCUUCCCAGGGGCAUCUUGCCGCAAUGGGUGAAACAAAAUAAAAACUUAGUUUUAACUUC
Messenger RNA from Choloepus didactylus (southern two-toed sloth), 2318 nucleotides. It is a transcript of the gene CTSB, whose product is annotated as cathepsin B. The record is from RefSeq and is a predicted model, not a curated record. Gene Ontology annotation, cellular component: lysosome. Gene Ontology annotation, biological process: regulation of catalytic activity. Lineage: Eukaryota; Metazoa; Chordata; Mammalia; Pilosa; Megalonychidae. Bases 174 to 1202 code for a protein of 342 amino acids. The transcript is spliced from 10 exons. Gene Ontology annotation, molecular function: cysteine-type endopeptidase activity.